Molecule: messenger RNA, 1023 nt
Organism: Tribolium castaneum (red flour beetle)
Lineage: Eukaryota; Metazoa; Arthropoda; Insecta; Coleoptera; Tenebrionidae
Exons: 3
Coding region: 106-819 (237 amino acids)
Biological process (GO): phospholipid metabolic process; phospholipid dephosphorylation
Molecular function (GO): phosphatidate phosphatase activity
Source: RefSeq, a predicted model, not a curated record
GGUACCAACAACAAAAUCCCUAACUGGCAACUAUUUUUGACAACUGUCAAACAUCCAAAAAUUUGAAUUUUGCUGCGUGUAUUGGUUAAAAAUCGAAACAUUACCAUGAUUUAUGCACUUAAAUGGAACUUAUUUAUCGAAGUUUCAAUUCGCGUGGUUUUGUGGUGCAUUUUCUUAUGGAUCGAACACUCGGAGCCCUUCAUUCGCGAGAUUUCCGAAGCCGAAGUGUGGAAAUACAAGUAUCCGGUCACUCCCAGCUACGUUACACCCACCGCUUUGUGGAUGACGAUAACAUCCAUUCCUUUGAUAUUUUUCGCAUUUGAGUAUUUUUUAACCAAAAAGGUGGACGAAGUCGCACCUGCGGGCCUAGCAGUAACGCUGGCCUAUUGCUUGAAUGGGUUUGUUACGACCUAUUUGAAAAUUAUUGUGGGGAGGCCGAGACCAGAUUUUUACUAUCGGUGCUUCCCCGAUGGGAAGGGUACGGAUUAUAGGAAUUGUAACGGGGUGAGAAAGAGUUACAUGGACGGUAGGAAGAGUUUCCCUAGCGGGCACUCCUCAUUUUCGUUUAGUUGUAUGGUUUUUAUGACCUUGUACAUUGCGAGAAAAUUUAAUUUAUAUCAAGGGAGUGUCAAAGGACAGUCUUGGCAACUUUGCGUCUGCAUGGUGCCUUUAAUAAUCGCUGCCACAAUUGCUGUUAGCAGAACGUGUGAUUAUCACCACCACUAUGAAGAUAUUAUAGCAGGAGGAUUAAUCGGGACUGUGACGUCUUACCUAUGUUACAAAUUAUAUUUUCCUAAAAGUAUUACUAGUAUAGAUUAAUUUAUUACGAUUUUAAUUAAUUUGACACGCUGUACUUAAAGUUAAUAAUAUUUUCUAUUCCACUCUCAAUGACGUCACCUGGAUGAACAGGACCCAUCCCUGGUGGCGACCCCGUGAUUAUCAAAUCAUUAUUUUCUAAUGUGAUAUACUGUGAUAUGAAAGAAAUUAAUUUUGGUAUGGAGAAAAUUAAAUCGUUUGUGUUUC